CCUCUAGAACGUUUGUAGGCAUAAGCUCGUAAUUCUUUUUUCUUUUUUUAAUAGUCGGAAUUCAGCGUCCCUAAAUGACGGCGUGAACACCCAUGUGAUGCUUCGUGCUUUCGCGUCGCCAUGCUUGCCAGGCAAGUUUGCUCUGAAGAACAGCUUCGCCACACACGCAGUGAAGAUGCGGUGAAGCACACUUCGAUGGCCGAGGACAGAGAAGUGCUGCGUGAGGUCUGGGACGGAAAGCUCCCCAUUUGUUUCAGGCUAGCGGAAGAGGAAGUCAGCACAAUGCAGCAGCCUGAUCCAUACUACCUGAUGAUCUCCCGGAUUAGCUAUUUCCCUCUGGUGGUUGACAAGGUCCACAAACAUUUCUCAAGACAUGUGGACGAGCGACACCAUGGCAACGAGAUGUGGGUCGAGUACAACGGUCAGCCGCUCAAAUGGCACCUACCGAUUGGGCUAUUGCAUGACUAUUAUGCGAGCGACUCUACAUUACCAUGGAACAUCACUGUACAUUUCCAGAACUUCCCGGAAGGGCAGCUGCUGCACUGCGGCAGCCGGGCGGUGGUGGAGGCGCACUUCAUGUCGACGGUGAAGGAGGCGGACAUGCUGAAGCACCGGAGCCAGGUAAUGAGCAGCAUGCAGAAGAAGGACCACAACCAGCUCUGGUCGGGGCUCCUCAACUCCAAGUUCGACCAGUUCUGGGCCGUCAACCGCAAGCUCAUGGAGCGCACGGGUGGCGAGGGCUUCAAGCACAUCCCCUUCCGGCUCUACCUGUCGGACUGCACAUUGCUCCAGAGGCUAAUCACUCCCAUGACGGCAUCAGGGGAGAAGGCUACGCUGGAGACUCUACUACAGCAGGUUGCACCUCAUGUCCUCACUGGUGAUGGUGCAGCGUUCUCAGUGGUGACUCACGGGAUCCAGGUUCCUCUAGACUCUCCUCUGCAGUGGAUGAGCGAACAUUUGAGCUACCCCGACAACUUCCUGCACCUGUGUGUUCUGCCGACCACAUAGUGCACCUACCAAACCUUUUUAAUUGUUUUUUUAGGUUUUUAAAAGUGUACGUUAGUAGUGCCGGGUCUGCCCAAUUAUCCGUGCGGGGGACUUUUUCGUGAUGCAUUAACAAACCGCGCCUCGUGAAUUGCCCAAGCUUCGUUGGGAAGUGGCCCCGGCGGUGAAGACGGGAUGCGAAAGAUUAGAACGAAGGGCCACCGUCCUUUGUCGGUGGCUGUUGUAAGUUAGCCUCUCGACACCGCAGUUCAUAGACAAUGCUGGCCGUCAUUAUCACGCCGAGCAGGCUUCACGCGAAACGGACGGCUAUCGGAAUUUUUUGAGUCGUCGAACCGAGCAGCCGGCUUACGUCUGCUAACUAUGGAGGACGCUGCCUGUGACUUCUAUUAUUGAGAAAUUGCUUCUAACUUUUAAUUCGGGCAAGGUAUUGAGCCGAAACAUUCCCCGUCCCUUCACCCUCGGGGCUAGCGCUUUCCGAUGAAGUAUCGGUGUUCUGUGAUGUGUCGCCGAAAAUCCCCUGGACAUUUUUUCGAGCAUAUCCCGGUACUUGUCACUCAAGCUUUGUCAUUGCAGACUCGCCCAUCUCAAUAAUAUGAAGAUCCUGUUGCAAUUCGGCUCAAAGCAUGCUACUUACGUGUGCGUAGAUGUGCUGCUAAGAGUGUCUCCUGUGAUGUUUUGUGCCCGGUAUGACCAGUUUUUAUUAGUGAGUACGUAAUUUCGGAAAAUUGCAGCUAUUGCUUUUAGAUGUGGCUCCUUUUCACUCUUCUCAGGUAAUGGCAGUGUAUAGUUUUAUCAAUGACAACUAAGAUGAUCAGAUUUCGGGUCUCUGUAAAUGUUUUCUUUUCUUUUGGCAACCCCCAGGACUGUAGGUUCCAAUUUAUUUAAUUUAUUGCGAGCAAAUUUUAUUUUCUGCUAGUAAAAAUGAUUACCGCUUUAAGCUACAAGAGUUGUUUGUUUGUUGCGUGUCAAAACAGCCGUAGAAAUGCUGUAAACAUUGCUCUUGUCGUAAGUAAUAAAAAAGUGGCUAAAGCUUG
This is a messenger RNA of Ixodes scapularis (black-legged tick), 2039 nucleotides long. It is a transcript of the gene Atg5, whose product is annotated as autophagy protein 5. The transcript has 7 exons. Gene Ontology annotation, biological process: C-terminal protein lipidation; autophagy of mitochondrion; autophagosome assembly. The record is from RefSeq and is a predicted model, not a curated record. Gene Ontology annotation, cellular component: Atg12-Atg5-Atg16 complex; cytoplasm; phagophore assembly site membrane. Bases 121 to 1008 code for a protein of 295 amino acids. NCBI's taxonomy places the organism in Eukaryota, Metazoa, Arthropoda, Arachnida, Ixodida, Ixodidae.